AUGGCUGAUGUCCAAUACUAUUUCCUCUGCUUCCUUCUCUGUUUAGUCUCCACCUUCCUGCUCAAAUCCUUUCUGGGCAAGCUCACCAGGUCACGUCUCAGCCUCCCUCCCAGCCCACCAGCCCUCCCACUCAUCGGUCACCUCCAUCUCCUCGGAUCAUACCUCCCAAUAUCCUUGCAUAACCUCUCCACCAAGUAUGGCCCUCUCUUCUACCUUCGCCUUGGUGCUUCUCGGUGCAUUGUUGUUUCAUCGGCCUCUGUGGCGACCGAAAUAUUCAAAAACCAGGAUCUUACUUUCUCGGAUCAUCCAAAACUAGGUUUCGCAGAUGAAAUGCCAUAUGGAAAGUACGGGUUUUUCAGCGCCCCAUAUGGUGAUUAUUGGCGAUUCGUCAAGAAGCUGUGCAUGACCGAACUGCUCUCACCCAGACAGCUUGAACGCUCACGGGGUGUACGAGAGGAAGAACUUAACUGGUUUUUGCGUAGUGUGCUCGAGUGUGCUGAGAAGAAAGAGGCUAUCGACGUAGGUGCUGAGCUAAUGAAGUUUUCAAAUAACACUCUAUGCAGGAUGGCUAUGAGCACAAGGUGUUCGGAGAAAGGUGAUGAAGCUGAGGAGAUUAGAGAGUUGGUGAAAGAUAUAUUUGAUUUGGGUUCAAAGAUGAUUCUUGGGGAUGUGUUGGGACCCCUAAAAAAAUUGGCUUUCUGGCUUUAUGGAAAGGAGGUCAUGGAUGUGUUGGUGAGGUUUGACAGGCUUUUGGAAAGGAUGUUGAGGGACCAUGAAGACGAGGGUAAGAAGAGAGAGCAUGAAGAUUUAAUGGAUAUUUUGCUGAAGGUACAUAAAGAUGACAAAGCUGAGGUCCAGAUGACCAGAACCCAUCUCAAGGCUUUAGUUGGAGAUCUUUUCAUCGGAGGCACCGGUACCUCAUCAGAGGCCAUUCUAUGGACGAUAGCUGAGCUCAUCAACCAUCCAAAUGCAUUCAACAAGCUCAGAGAAGAGAUAAAAUCGGUUGUUGGCAGUACUAGACUGGUUGAGGAAUCGGAUAUCCCAAAUCUCCCCUACUUACAAGCAGUUGUCAAAGAAGGGCUAAGACUAAACCCACCAGCGCCUGUUGUAACAAGAGCACCCCGCCAAGAUUGUAAACUAGAAGGCUUUGAUAUACCCAAAAAAACUAUGAUAUUCAUCAACCUAUAUACAAUAAUGAGGGAUCCAAAUAUAUGGGAAAACCCAGAUGAGUUCUGGCCGGAAAGGUUCUUAGUUUCCUCUUAUAAAGAAGGUAAAGAAAAUGUGGAAGAAACUUUUCAGUUUCUUCCUUUUGGGGCGGGGAGGAGAGCAUGCCCUGGCUCAAAGUUGGGGUUGAGUAUGCUGCAGAGGACAAUUGCAGUCAUGGUUCAGUGCUUCGAUUGGAAGGUUGGUGGAGAUGGAGAAGCUAAGGUCAAUAUGGAAGUUGAAAAAGGUGCUUUCCUACACAUGGUCCAUCCACUUGUAUGCCUUCCUGUUGUUCACUCCAACCCAUUUUCUUCUUAAUUAUUCGACAUGCUUCACUACGUAUAGUACAUGACUAGAAAUUGGACCGAAUAAA
Juglans regia (Persian walnut) is the source of this 1576-nucleotide messenger RNA. Its product is annotated as cytochrome P450 705A22-like. The record is from RefSeq and is a predicted model, not a curated record. NCBI's taxonomy places the organism in Eukaryota, Viridiplantae, Streptophyta, Magnoliopsida, Fagales, Juglandaceae. The transcript has 2 exons. The coding region runs from base 1 to 1521 and encodes 506 amino acids. Gene Ontology annotation, molecular function: oxidoreductase activity, acting on paired donors, with incorporation or reduction of molecular oxygen, NAD(P)H as one donor, and incorporation of one atom of oxygen; heme binding; iron ion binding. Gene Ontology annotation, cellular component: membrane.